CCACGCUUUCUUCUCUACAGGAUGCUCCUUACCUGGAUCUGGCCCCAUACAUGCCAGAUUACUACAAACCUCAGUACCUGCUGGACUUUGAGGACCGUCUGCCCAGCUCCGUCCACGGCUCGGACAGCCUGUCCCUCAACUCCUUCAACUCGGUCACCUCCACCAACCUGGAGUGGGAUGACAGCGCCAUCGCUCCAUCCAGUGAAGAUUAUGAUUUUGGAGAUGUCUUUCCAGCAAUGCAGACCAUGCCCAGCAGAGACUGGGAAGACGGAGACCUCACGGACACGCUCAGCUGCCCGCGCUCCACCGCCUCGGAGGCGAACGGCAGCAAGGCCUCUGUGAAGAGCCCGACGCAGCGCUACAACCCCUUCAACGAGGAGAAAGCUGACGUGCAGUCCUCCACCGAGACCACACCGGUGCACACAGCUUCCCAGGAGAAGGCAGAAGCCACCCCUGAAGGAACAGACCAGUCUGAGAGCUGCACGGAGCUGGAGGUCAUCAGGUUAGCCAAGAAGAAGAAAACAGGCAAGAAAAAAAAAGCAAAACCCGAGGAGGCGGUGAACAGCACUGCGCCCCUGGUGCCCGAGACCCAGCAGGCCAGCGGAGACAGCGGUGUGAACGGGCUGAGCGACAGAGAAGACCCACAGAGAGACGAGGGUCCCACUGCCCCGGCGGGUGAGCCGAGCCCAGGAGGGCAGGAGGAGGGUCGGGAGCGCUCGACCCUGAGCCAGCUGGCCUUACGCAUCCCCGAGAUGAAGGACACAUCCAUGGAGAGCGUGGGGCAGCCGCUGAGCAAGGUGAUGGACAGACUCAACGGGCAGCUGGACCCCAGCGGCUGGAACGCCCCCCUGGAGCCCCCCGGGCAGUCCUUUCGGACUGGCACGCCAGGGGAGACCCCGGAUGGAUCAUCCUCUGGCGACUUUAGUGAGGGGAUUUCAGCCCCCAUGGACUUCUACCGCUUUACCGUCGAGAGUCCAAACGCUACUGCACCAGGUGGUGGCCACCAUGACCCUCCAGGGCCUGGCCAACCGCCACAUGUUUCUGGUAGCCCUGAGGCUCCUGAAGAAGAAGAAAGGAGAGAGCGAGAAGCAGUUGGGGCAGUAGAGGAGACUGGAGGAGGGAGUGAUGAACCCCAAAUGCUCCAGACAGAAACUGCCGACCCCCAGGCUCUCUGUGAGCCGAAGAAGGAGCAGCCCAGCCCUUCCCCGAGCAGUGCCGAGGACUCUGGCGUGGAGGAAGGGCAGGGCAGCCCUUCGGAGCUGACCCAUCCCUCGGAGUUCAGGGUGGAUAACAACCAUCUCCUCCUGCUGAUGAUCCACGUCUUCCGGGAGAACGAGGAACAGCUGUUCAGGAUGAUCCGAAUGAGCACGGGGCACAUGGAGGGGAAUCUGCAGCUGAUCUACGUCCUGCUGACGGAUUGCUACGUGUACCUGAUCCGGAAAGGGGCAGCGGAGAAGCCGUACAUGGUGGAGGAGGCAGUUUCCUACAAUGAGCUGGACUACAUUUCGGUUGGGCUGGAUCAGCAGACGGUGACGCUGGUGUGCACCAAUCGGAGGAAGCAGUUCCUGCUUGACACCGCAGACGUGGCUCUCACCGAAUUCUUCCUGGUCUCCUUGAAGUCAGCCAUGAUCAAAGGGUGCCGGGAGCCCCCGUACCCCAGUAUCCUCACGGAUGCCACCAUGGAGAAACUGGCACUUGCCAAGUUUGUGGCCCAGGAGUCCAAGUGCGAGGCCUGCGACGUGGUGGUGCGUUUCUACGGCCUCGUUCACUGGGAAGACCCCAUGGACGAGGCACUGGGACCUGCCAACAGUAGCUACACCUCCGCAGACAACACGGUCACCAAGGACGGCGUCCUGCACUACAAGGCGGGGACGUCCUACCUGGGCAAGGAGCAGUGGAAAACCUGCUUCGUGGUGCUCAGCAACGGGAUCCUGUACCAGUACCCCGACCGCACGGACGUCACCCCUCUGCUCUCCAUCAACAUGGGCGGCGAGCAGUGCGGGGGGUGCCGGCGCUCCAACACCACCGACCGGCCCCACUCCUUCCAGGUGAUCCUGACGGACCGGCCCUCCCUGGAGCUGAGCGCCGAGAACGAGGAGGACAUGGCGGACUGGAUGCAGUACUUCUGCCAGGCUGUCUCCAAAGGGGUGAUUCCCCAGGGUGUUGCCCCUACGCCGUGUGUCCCCUGCUGCCUCGUGCUGACGGAUGAGAAGGCUUUCACCUGCCACGAGGACUGUCAGACAAGCUUCUUCCGCUCGCUGGGCACCGUGGAGCUGACGGACAUCACCGCUGUCUCCACGGAGGCCGGCAAGGAGUACUGUAUCCUGGAGUUUGCUCAGGACAGAAAGCAGUUUCUGCCCCCCUGGGUCCUCUAUUUUAGUUGCACUACAGAACUGGAGAGGUUCCUCUCGGCACUGAACGCUGCAUGGAGGAACAUCUACCAGAUCGACCUCCUGCACAAGGCCAUUCUGGACGCCGCCAUCAAGAAGAAAUGCGAAGACGCUCAGAGCCUCAUCGACAGCGCCUGGCAGCGCAGCGACAGCCUCUGCCGCGGGCGAGCGGAGCGGGACCCCUGGUGUUAACCCUGCCCGGGCUGGGGGGAAGGACGGCUGACGGGGGCCUCAGCGCCCGUAUCCAGCUGCCCCGCAGCCAACUGGCACCCCAAGCCCUCCUGCCGGCGCUCGGGGCCCACCGGGAACGUGCCUGCAGGCGUGGGCCCUGCACCCCAUCCCCACCAUGCUCUCCGCUGAGUCGGGGAGGCCCAGCGCGUUUUGGGGAGACACCGGAUGCUCCAGCGCGCUGGAGGCGAGGCCGAGCUCGGCUGCUUACCCUGCCCAGGCGAGCCUGCACCCUCCAGCCACGGGGCAAAAUAAUUUGCCUUUCACGGAAUAAAUAUCCCACUAGUAGUGAGGGAGCAGGGUGGGCUGGGGAUGAGCAUCCCCCUGUUGCGGCGGGGAGUGGGUCUGAGGACUUGUUCAUUUUAGAACAGGGCAGGGGCGCGGGACACGGGAACACAAAAUCGCUACCGUGCAUGUUUUCUCCUCGCUAAUACAAUCACCGGGUA
Messenger RNA from Athene cunicularia (burrowing owl), 3064 nucleotides. It is a transcript of the gene PLEKHM2, whose product is annotated as pleckstrin homology and RUN domain containing M2. Gene Ontology annotation, molecular function: kinesin binding. Gene Ontology annotation, biological process: Golgi organization; lysosome localization; regulation of protein localization. Bases 51 to 2582 code for a protein of 843 amino acids. The record is from RefSeq and is a predicted model, not a curated record. NCBI's taxonomy places the organism in Eukaryota, Metazoa, Chordata, Aves, Strigiformes, Strigidae. Gene Ontology annotation, cellular component: endosome membrane. The transcript has 15 exons.